Messenger RNA from Striga asiatica, 2632 nucleotides. NCBI's taxonomy places the organism in Eukaryota, Viridiplantae, Streptophyta, Magnoliopsida, Lamiales, Orobanchaceae. The record is from the annotation of a GenBank genome assembly.
AAAAAAAAAAAAAAAAAUGUGGCCCCCGUCUGGUAAUCAUGGGGGGAUGCCCCUGAUGACUAGAUUGGUAGCUGUGGCUAUCGACAGGGAUAAGGGUAGCCAAAUUGCUCUGAAAUGGGCUGUUGACAAUCUUCUUGCCAAAGGCCAGACUGUAAUUUUGGUUCACGUCAAAGUGAAACAGUAUUUUUCAGGAACGCCGACAUCCCCGUCUUUGCCUAGCCCUUGGCCUAACAGUCCUUCAGGUCCCGGUGAUGAAAAUGGAGAUGAUGCACAAUUCAAGGACUUAUUUCUCCCUUUCAGAGUCUUUUGCACACGAAAAGAUAUACGAUGCUUUGAUGUUGUGCUGGAUGAAACAGACGUAGGCAAAGGUAUAAUCGAGUUUGCAAAGCAAUCUGCAAUUGACGUGUUGGUUCUUGGUGCUACAGUGAAAGGCAGCAUCUUCAGAUUCAAAGCAAAGGACAUACCUGGGAGCGUGUUAAAAGGUGCUCCUGAUUUUUGCACCAUAUAUGUCAUCCACAAAGGCAAGAUCUUGUCCACACGGGCUGCUUCUCGCCCGGCCCCAUCUAUUCUGAGCCCGAUUCGUAAUCAGAUAAUGUGUCAAGCUAGCAGCAAGAUUAAUGGAUCAGAACAGCCAAUGGCCUCCACUCCCAGUUCUAGAAGUUCAUCCUCAGGACACUCGAGGUUAGGAUCUGAACCAUUGCCUAGGCAGAUGGAGGCAAUUGCCAUCAAGUCACCGUUCACUCACAGGCGGGCGCCAAAUGGAAAAGCAUACGAGGUGUCUGCACCAGAGACCGACAUAUCAUUUGUCGGCUCGUCUACAAGGAGAAGUGUCGAUGCAUUUCCCAAUUUUAGCGAGAGUUUUGAUGGGGCUCUCACUCCUCCUCGGCUUUCUGGAUUCUCGGAAAUUGAGUACUCUGACCCGUGGCACCAGGGACGCAAGUCGGUGGACAUCUCGUCCCCUCUUGAACUCUCGUCUCCGUUCGAGAACGAGAAGGCAUUCUCGGCACAAACAAUGGCAAUGGAACUCCAGCGCUGGAAAAUGGAAGAACAGAAGAGGCUGGAAGAGGCCCGGUUAGCAGAAGAAGCCGCACUUGCCCUAGCAGAAAAAGAAAAGGCCAGGUCCAAAGCGGCCCUCGAACAUGCCGAAGCCGCCCAGAGGCUAGCCGAGCUGGAGGCCCAGAAGCGGAUCAAUGCAGAAAUGAAGGCCCUAAAAGAAGCAGAAGAGAAGACGAGGAUGUUCAGCUCAUUGGCACAGUCGGACACCCGAUACAGGAAGUACACGAUCGAAGAUAUUGAAGUUGCUACAGAAUAUUUCGCGCAGUCGAGAAAGAUUGGGGAAGGUGGUUAUGGGCCUGUCUACAAGUGCUACCUGGAUCAUACUCCGGUCGCGGUGAAGGUCCUCAGGCCCGAUGCUACUCAAGGGAGAUCUCAGUUUCAGCAAGAGGUCGAGAUCUUGAGCUGCAUACGUCACCCGAACAUGGUCCUCCUUCUGGGCGCCUGCCCCGAAUACGGCUGCCUCGUCUACGAAUACAUGUCCAACGGCAGCCUGGAGGACCGUCUCUUCAUGCACGGCAACACCUCUCCACUGUCCUGGCAGCACAGGUUCCGUAUCGCAGCAGAGAUCGGCACUGGCCUUCUCUUCCUCCACCAGGCCAAGCCCGAGCCCCUCGUCCACCGUGACCUCAAGCCAGCCAACAUCCUCCUCGACCGAAACUACGUCAGCAAGAUCAGCGACGUCGGCCUGGCGCGCCUCGUCCCGCCGUCCGUGGCCGAUAACGUCACCCAGUACCGAAUGACCUCGACAGCUGGCACUUUCUGCUACAUCGACCCUGAGUACCAGCAGACGGGCAUGCUCGGGGUUAAAUCUGACAUUUACUCUCUCGGGAUUAUUUUCCUGCAGAUAUUAACGGGGAAGUCCCCCAUGGGCCUCACUCACCAUGUGGAGCGGGCCAUUGAGCGCGAGGCUUUUAGGGAGAUGCUCGACCCAUCUGUGCCCGACUGGCCAGUCGAGGAGGCCCUGUUGCUGGCACAGCUGGCGCUGCAGUGUGCGGAGCUCAGGAGGAAGGAUAGGCCGGACCUUGGGAAAGUGGUGCUCCCUCAGCUUAAUAAGCUGAGGGAGAUUGCGGAGGAUUCUAUGUUGAGUGUGGUGCCGUAUAUGGGGACACCGUCCCCCACCAGUAGCCAAGUCUCUAUGUCCAAAGACGAUCUGAGUUUUCCACCAUCAUCAUCCACGCAGUCAAGCAUGGGGAGUUGAUGUGCAGGUAGAGAGUAUCUCUGUUCACUGAAAAAUAGUUCUGGCUGUACACAGAAAGAAGAAAACCAUUUUUUUCUAAACUGUUAAUAGAAAUCAACGAAUUGUGGAUUUUAACUUUGUUUUGAGUCCUUUUAUCUAAACAUUUUUAGGCUCUAAACGGCUAAAAAAUAGUGCAUGUUUUGUGAGGAUUUUGUUUUCUUCAGCUUCAAUAUAUAGUCUGGCCUGAGCAAUAUGGAUUGUCUGUCUUUCAACUAUAUAGUUUUUUUUUUUCUAAUUAUCUGGAGAAAAUAAAUGAUAUUUUACAUAGAUCAACUUGUACUUUCAGCUGACUCUCUGUAUUGCAUUUUACCAUGCGGGUCAAAGUUUUGUGGCUUUUAC